Molecule: messenger RNA, 534 nt
Organism: Rhincodon typus (whale shark)
Lineage: Eukaryota; Metazoa; Chordata; Chondrichthyes; Orectolobiformes; Rhincodontidae
Product: histone H1-like
Exons: 2
Coding region: 19-534 (171 amino acids)
Biological process (GO): nucleosome assembly
Cellular component (GO): nucleosome
Molecular function (GO): DNA binding; structural constituent of chromatin
Source: RefSeq, a predicted model, not a curated record
CAGCGCAGAGUUCUCGACAUGAGCGACAGUGCAGCCGCCGAAACGGCUCCUCCAGCUUCCGCCAUCACCAAACCCAAGAUUCCCAAGAAGAAGAAGGCGGCGUCUCCCAGGAAAAAACCAGCCGGUCCCGGGUUGGGCGAGCGGAUUGUGAAGAUUGUCGGCGAGAGCAGCGGUCGGAAGGGGACGUCUCUGGCCGCUAUAAAGAAGGCGCUGCAGAGAACCGAGGUCAAUGUGGAGAAGCAAAAUGCACAGAUCAGGGGAGCUAUCAAGAGGUGUCUGGCGAAAGGCUCCCUGGUUAUGGUCAAGGGCCAGGGCGUCUCCGGCUCCUUCAAACUCCCUAAGAAUCCAGUCAAGACAAAAGUGGGAAAGAAGGCGAAACCAGCAGUAUCCGCCAAGAAACCAGCCGUGAAGAAAACAACGGCCAAGAAGGUGACAGCGAAGAAAUCCCCAGCCAAGAAAGCGGCCGUCAAGAAGGCAGCAACGCCGAAAAAAGCGCCAACAAUUGAAACAGGGAAGGGUCUGGCUCCAUCAUGA